Exophiala viscosa is the source of this 2755-nucleotide messenger RNA. Its product is annotated as fungal-specific transcription factor domain-containing protein. The coding region runs from base 90 to 2492 and encodes 800 amino acids. The transcript has 3 exons. The record is from RefSeq and is a predicted model, not a curated record. Gene Ontology annotation, molecular function: DNA-binding transcription factor activity, RNA polymerase II-specific; zinc ion binding; DNA binding. Gene Ontology annotation, biological process: DNA-templated transcription; regulation of DNA-templated transcription. NCBI's taxonomy places the organism in Eukaryota, Fungi, Ascomycota, Eurotiomycetes, Chaetothyriales, Herpotrichiellaceae.
CAACAUCGAUGUAGGUCCCCAAUCUACAUAGUUCGAAUCUGUCAUGUUCAGCUGCACGAAGCAUCGUGUCGAUGGACGUAUCUUGACCUAUGGCGGCCUCUGAUCACAGCGGGGAACAGUGCGCCCGAACCCCGGCAUCUUCGCGGGCAGUGAAGCAGAAAAGGAUACAGCAACGCAGGUACGGUUUUGCUUGCUCGACUUGCAGAAGGAAAAAGGCACGAUGUGACGGUAAAUAUCCCGCCUGUCAGAAAUGCUGCGACUCCGGGGAAGCGUGUACGUAUGACAAGAGACCUUCUGUAGCCUAUGCUGUGUCACUUCAGAAUCAACUCCAGGCCUACAAAGAUCGUUUCGCACGUUUACGCCAGGUAUCGGACAAAGAACGAACAACACUCCUUGGGGAAUUGCUCACUGCUGAAGGCGAAUUCAAAAACACCAUCUCAAUAGCACAGUCGCACCACGACCGGAAUGGAGCCAAUCGUCAACAAAGCCGCAGUGACUCGGAGUUUGAAGAUGCCUCGGAUGGGGAACAGCAUGAAGCCCCCGAUGAAGCAUCGCUGGACCCAGACGGUCGGCUUGUCUUCUACGGAAAGACAAGUCUGUAUCAUCUUGGUCCCCAGGAGGAUGCCAGAUACGAUCCUCAGACUGAAAACAUACCGGAUGAGAACGGUUUCGUGAUACCCGAACCGCCAGCCCACAGUAGCUCCGCGAGCCAUGAGACCCCAGGAUACUUUGCUCACGAUGCGAACGAUAGCUUACCUCAAUUCAUAUCUGAAAUCGAUGCGAGCCUCCUGAAUCAUCUUCUGGAAACCUACUGGUGUUACCCGCAGCACCUGCAUUGCGUCCUCUGCAAGAGUCUCUUCAUGCGUGACCUUUUUAUCUCAGGCCCAUACGUAUCACCAUUUCUAUUGAGUGCUGUACUCACUCAAGCCGCCCGGUAUUCGACAAGACCAGACGCGGGUGAAGUGGGAGAGCGCUUCGCCAAGAAGGCACUGGAACUGCUCGUCGAAGACAUUGACCGAGGGAGCUCCAUCCCAACUAUACAAGGCCUGCUCAUAUUCUCCUCUCGCGAGUGUGCUUGCGGGAGGACAUCUCAAGGGUGGCUUUACAGCGGGAUGGCGUUCAGAAUGAUGCGUGAUCUCGGCUUGCAUGUGCCAAUCAGAAGGUUGGGUUCCCUUUCACGGCAAUUCUCUCGCGAGGAUCUCGCUCUUCGACAACAAGUCUUUUGGAGCUGCUACACCUGGGACAAGACGAUGUCGCUUGCAUUGGGGCGUGCCCCGAUUAUCCAUGAUCACAUUGAGCUUCCGACACCAGAGACGUUUCUCGAUGGUCCUGAGGCGGACGACGAAAUAUGGAUUCCUGUCACAGGGGAUGCUUCAAUAUCACAGGGGUUUCUGCAGCACAGGACCAUGUCGAUCACCAGGUUCGCCGCCUACUGCGAGCUGUGUACGAUCAUUGACAGUAUCCUCGACCACUUGUACUCCCGGCCGCAUCGUUCACAGAACCACCUUGUCACAUACCUUCAAACAACACUAUCAAAGCUAGAAGACUGGUCGUCACGCUUGCCACAGGAACUCCUGAUAAAGGAAGACAUCAAGAGGAUGAGAUGCCCUCCUCUGCAUAUCCUUCUUUUGAAUCUUCUCUAUCACGCAACAACAAUCCUGCUGUGUCGUCCUUACAGAAAGGUGUCCGACAAGGCCAAGGAACAAUGCACCGCCGCCGCUGGAAUGAUCGACAUGCUCUUCACCUUGCACGUUCGUAGAUUCGGCUUUCGUUUCAUCACAUAUCUUCAGAGUUACACCAUGUUUGUGGCUUGCACAAUCAACGUCUUGAAUCUCAAGGAGAAUCGGAACUCGACUGCAGAGACAGGAUCCGAAGACGACCCGCAAAUGUCCGUCGCCCAGGAGGCCAGUGGGAGGCUUGAUUUUGGGUUAGAGGUCCUUCGGCAGGCCGGGAGCACGCCCUCAGCACUUCGAUGUGCUGCCAUAAUCGCUAAAUUGCUGGAGAAGAAGACUGGCAGUGGAUUUCGACAGUAUCCUCUCGAGCAACAGCCACCCUCAUUCCAUGAAAGAACAAGACGCACAUCGAGCGUGCAUAGCAGCCAGCUUGAUGAAUCGCCGACCCGUCCAAGACCAUGUGUCAAUGCCAGUACGCAUCUGACGUCUGACAUGACCUUGGUGAACCCAAGUGCAAUGUAUCAUACUCUGUCAGAUAUGCGCAAUCAAGGCAACCUACCUUCUGAGACAGUCGCCAUGGACAAUGCGAAUUUUGGUCCCGGGCAAACAUUCCCAUACCAGACCGAAACCUUCCUAGACAGUGCCGCCCCACUUACAGGCUCGACAACCCUCCCUUACACCGGAAACUCAAUGCAGAACAGCGUGGGGAUCAUUGAGACACCAUUGCGAUGGCUUCCUGACAAUCUGUACGAUGACGGCAGCUGGAUGUUGAUGGACGUGGACUUUGAAAACCUGCCUCUGGUGCCCAUGCCGCCCUGAGUAGACCAGGAGAUCAGAAUGCUUGGGGACAAUGAUUCUAUAGAUGAAAGGAUAGGUAAAAUAGGCAACUCUGCAAUUACAGUGAUAAUUGUGAAAACUCUGCGGUUCUGACGAGCUGCCACACUCUCGAGACCAGAAAAGGGGCGUAAGGCUGGCCCUUCACGUGACAGCAUAAUCGGCUGACCUCUGUACCGUGGUAACUUGGAAGGAACUGGUGUCAGGAAUUGCACAGCUAGGCGUUGCGAGACUGCCGAGGAAGGAGU